This is a messenger RNA of Funneliformis geosporum, 156 nucleotides long. Lineage: Eukaryota; Fungi; Glomeromycota; Glomeromycetes; Glomerales; Glomeraceae. The record is from the annotation of a GenBank genome assembly.
AUGGAUGGUGUGAACUUUACGAUAGAUGGUGUGGACUUUAUGAUGGAUGAUGUAAGCUUUAUGAUAGGUGGUAUGGACUUUACGAUAGGUGGUGUAGACUUUACAAUAGGUGGUAUAGACUUUACAAUAGGUGGUGUGAACUUUACAAUAGGUGGU